Zychaea mexicana is the source of this 3308-nucleotide messenger RNA. RefSeq lists its product as uncharacterized. The record is from RefSeq and is a predicted model, not a curated record. Lineage: Eukaryota; Fungi; Mucoromycota; Mucoromycetes; Mucorales; Lichtheimiaceae. The coding region runs from base 10 to 3042 and encodes 1010 amino acids. The transcript is spliced from 3 exons.
GCGCAAACCAUGUUUAAAUACGGCAGAAAAAAGAGACAAGACGAAAAAGAGCAACUUGAAGAAGAAGAAGAAGAAGAAGCUGCAGCUGCAGGAAUAGCAUCGUCAGCUGCACCUCCGCUACCGCCACCCAAAGAUAUUUCUCCUGCUGUCACGUCGACCACCAGCGCAACCAUCUACAAGCCGCUUGACGAGAUUGACUUGCCACGCGAUUUCAGAGCUUCAUUGAUCGUGACCCAAUUCAACCCUGACCCACCUACCGAUCUGUCCGUGCCUCAAGAUGGAAAAAGCGACACCGAACGUCUUUCCACUUUACCCAUGCCGUCCAUGCCUUGGAUGACGGCGGGUUCGACCGAUUCGACGCGCCCACCAUUGUCGACAAUGACUGCCUCCAAACCCACACCUAGUACUACUACUCCACCGCUUUCGCCCACCUCGUCUUCUUCAGCGUCGGAUACGCUGGUACGCAAAAGCAGUAGCACGCGUAGCAGUAAUGAACCCUGGCGACCCCCCCUUUUGCUGGGUAGCGGAGGAAGGCAAAUGAAUAAAGGGGACGAUUUCCAAGAUAUCGCAACAGGCCCUCCCAUCAUUCCACGUAGCAAAACACCACCACCACUGCCUAUCAUGCAACCUAUUGCGCUCAAUCAUCAUCACAACAACAACAACAGCAAGGGCAAAACAAUAUUCGACUCGGAUGAUGAUGAUGAAGCGUCGGACAACGACCCAUUCUUUCUUGAUUUUUCAGCAGGCAGGCCCAGAUCGAAAUGUAUCAGCAAAAAGUCAAUGGCACCCACGAGAGAUGCCAAGACGCAGCGAAUCAGUCGAUUUGAUCUCUCUGCCUUUGCAAACCAUCUUCACGAGAACCGACUAUCAAUGAUGCAAUUGCGCCAAACGGUUCAUCUUUCUGAGGAGGAUGAAAAGGAAUUGAUGCAGUUGCUUGAAAAGCGAAAGAGUAUGGCACCCACUCGCGAGAGUCACAGUGACACUGCUGCUGAUGUCCAAGAUCAAUUCGUAGAGUCAUCAUCGUCUGACGAGUUGCGACCACCAGUACCAUUACUGGUACCACCACAGCGACCGGUAUCCAAAAAGCCAUCGUUAUUGUUGCAAAAACUCAAGGGUAGCAGCCAUAGUGCCGCCAAAGAACUCGAUCCUGUCGAACCUACCCCUUCGCUAUCCGCGGAGCAGCAGCAGCAACAGGCGGAGAGAAAACGGCGGGUGCGUAAAUCGAUGAGUAUGGACGAAAUCCAUCGCAUGACAACAGCAAAGAAGGACGAAAAGACACUUGUCAGCGAGGCUCCUACGGUACCGUCAAUCCAGGAGGUUGAUGUAUCCAACAAGAAAACCUUGGCACCCUCUACUUCAACCCCCUCUUUGAUGGCACCAUGGAACAUGCACAAAUCAUCAUCAUCAUCAUCCACGCGGAAACUCGCUUCGUUUACUAGCAACAACAACAACAACAACAAUUACGACGACGCUAGCAAGAGCAGCAGCGCCAGUGAUACCCCCAAGCCGCAACGAACAGCCAGCACCACACCAGGUCAGAAAGCAAUUGGAUUGUUUGGUAGCUUGCGACAAGCCAGUCGAUCGCAUCAACCCUUCCGAGGUCUUGUACGCAACUUGAGCAGUGCUGGUAGCUAUUACCGAGCGCGUCAUUCUUCUGCCAACGGUACUGUCGAGACAGGAGGCAUGUCCCGUGCAGCAAUGGCGGUCAUGGAACAUCAGCAAGGCAACAACAACACGAGUCACAGUAGCAGUGUGGGUACAAGAACACCCUCCAAAGAUGCAAAGACAAAAUUAACCGCCACAACAACAAUGACCAGCAGUAUGUCAACAACGGCAACAGCAACAACGAAUACCAAUGCGCCUUUUACCACGGCGGCAGAGGAUCAUGGUGAAGGCAGUGGUGGAGGAAAUCUUUUAACAACUCUGUUGGCCAAGGCAAGCAAAAGUAGUAAAAGGACCAAGACGGUCAAUAUGAAUCAUCACAACAGUUCAGCAAACAGCAGCAGCAGCCGGCGACGUGAAAAGACAAAAUCACGCGUCGUUCGACGCACCAUCAUAUACGUACCGCCUGAUUCGCUCAACUUUAUGAAAACACUCCAACAACAAGGUGGUGGCGAUGACAUCUCAGCUGGUCUGAGAAAGAAGGGUCCAGCACCACCUCUACCACCUGACAUGUUGGAAAAAAUGCGUCAAUUGCAAAAGUCACCGUCAUCCAAACCAACAAGUAGAAAGCCAACAUUGUUAUCGCGUCAUUCGGAAAUAGAAAAAGACGAUGCAGAUCUCAGUACUGGUAGUAGUAGUAGCAGAAGCAGCAAGCAGCAAGAUGAUAACGACAACACACGUGCUAGUACGGUUGGCACCCAGGAAGAAGAUGCGACCGACGACCUUGGAAGCAUACUCAAUUAUUAUGACGAUGGAAGCUUGUAUGACUAUUACCAGAGCCGAGACUCGCCGACUGUACCACAGCUGGAAGGGUUGGAACUGCGUGAAAUGAGCGACGGCACGGUCGAAUGGGGUAUUGUCAAGAAACAAGGCAAUCGCAAGAGCUUUUAUGUACACGACAACAAAAGACGAGAUGUCGAAGAAGAAGAAGAAGAAGAGGAAGAUGAAGAGAAAAUUGAAGAGCAGGUGUUGGCAUUGAUGGGACUUGGCGUACAUGGAGAUGCUAGCAAGCAAUCUUUAGCACCUUCCACAACUACUACGACUACGACAACAAGCCCUCCACCCGUUCCACGUCGAUCGCCACGACGACGGAUCGACAGUGCUGAACAACAAAUGCAACAACAACAGCAACAACAUGUAGACAACCAUCGAGCCAAACAUAUUUCGACGAUCCAUUCACGGAAAGACGCGUCGACCACGGACGUUUACUUUGCGCCACAACAGACACUCCCUAGUCUGCUCCAAAUGAUAGCGGAUUCGGCACAGGAAGAGGAGCAGCAGCAGCAACAGGCCAAACGAAAGAAGCAGGCUUCGGUAGAGGAGCAAUUGGAUGAAAUGAUGCGCUCAUUCCAGCCACCUGUUGAACCUACAAAGUUCUAACAGUUUCUUAUGAACAUGACAACUCUUUUAACAUCAUUGCAUCCCCAUCCCCCACCUAGUACAUUCUAUUACUAUUACUUUUACUAUUGCCACUGCACCUACAAUUACUACGCUAGUGUUACAUGUAUAUUUAUUACUACUACUUGUUUUUUAAACUCGCUUUUCUUUUUCCUAAUGCUAUUUGGUGACAACCCCGAUCGGGAAUUACACAGCAUUUUGGCGUUUGUGUGUAAAAAUAUUCAAUCAUGAGCUAUGUUUGUUUUGCC